AUGUUCGCGACUCAACCCGCUCCUUCGACACCCUCGACGCCAUUCCGUCAAACAGGCCACUAUACACCGGCUCGACCAUCCCCCCUCGGACCGCGCAGCACCAACGUCGCCACUCCCCCGUGGACAAUGACCUCGCCCACCCGCUCCGCCCACCCGCAAAAGGCAUCCCACUUUGACCAGGACAAUUCCCACUCCCCCAUUACUUUCCCCAAAUUCACCGGGGCGCAGACAGAACUCCCCCCGCGAUACCAUAACCCUCUAUCCCUGUCUGCCGGCACAUCUCACGCCCAGUCUCAGUCCCAGUCCCCCAAUUUCACCAACAUCGCCUCCUCCCCCGCGCCAUUCACCUUCCAAACAACCGACUCUCAGUCCAACAAUAUAUUUGCGCCGCAGUCACCCGGCCCAACAUCGCCGACGCCAUCGCGCCGGUCGCGCUUUGCGGACCGGUAUGCUGCACAGAUUGCGAAUCCAAUGCGCGGGACGACGUCUCUUGCGCGCUCCAAGACCCGCACCAUGUUCUUGAACCGUGUGAGGAGUGAGCGGGAUACAGGGCGAUUCGAGGCGCGCGGGGAGCAGAUGAUGAUGGCGGAGCAUUUGGCUGAUAAGAGACGGUGGGAAGAGAGUAUGACGCGGGACGCGGAUGGGGUUUUGUAUGGUGUCGAGGGGGAUAUUGAGGAUGAUGGGUUGCUUCCUGAGGACGAAGCUGAGCUGCGGGCCUUGGACGAGUUUGUCUCUCAAGAGGAAGCUUUUGAGCGAGCCGUGCAAGAGUCGAUGAGCAACGACUAUAGACAUCGGAUGGUCGAUCCGGAAGUUCCGUAUAGUGAUGCUGAUUACGAUGAUAUCUUCAUGCACUUGCCAGAGCCUGCGCAGGACAUGGAUAUGUCUUGA
Molecule: messenger RNA, 888 nt
Organism: Penicillium oxalicum
Lineage: Eukaryota; Fungi; Ascomycota; Eurotiomycetes; Eurotiales; Aspergillaceae
Exons: 2
Coding region: 1-888 (295 amino acids)
Source: RefSeq, a predicted model, not a curated record